AUGAGAACAGGGAUGGGAGAGGGAUGGGGACAGGGAUGGGACAGAGAUGGAACCAUGGCUUGGGACAGCUGGGAUUCCCUGGAUUCAGGGAUGGGACAGCCGGAAUGCCCCAGGGCAGACCCAGGGAACAUCACCAGGCUCAGGGACAGGCAUGACACGCUGGUGCAGAUGGCAGGGACAUACCUGUGCAAACUGUGCAGGGUUGUGUUGAGGCUUCAGGCCUCAUCAGUGGCACAGGAACAGCCUCACCACCUUGAGAAGGUUCCGCAGGCCUCAUCCUGUGGGACACAAGGCAGGAUGAGCAGAGUGGGUGACAGCUGGGUCCCUCCCAAACAACUGCUCCACACCCGUAGUGAGGCUGGAUUUGGAUGCAGCCAUGGAUCUGAAGGGACAAUUGCAAGGAAGGAGCCAAGAGAAACCGCCUCUGAAGCUUCAAGGUGUGAAUUUGUAAAACCUCACUUGAGACAAUACUGAGCCCAAAGUGCCAUCUCUGCGGCUGGAACAAGGAUUCAACAACCUCUAAGAGCAGCCCCAGGAUGAGGAAUCUCCUUCUUGCCGUGCUCCUGGCUUGUGGGCUGCUCCCAGCUGGCACCAGUGUCCUGGAGCUGGAGCGGAUGAUCAGGUCGACCACAGGGAAGAGUGCCCUGCUCUCCUACAGCUGGUAUGGGUGUUUCUGCGGCAUCGGGGGCAGAGGGACCCCCGUGGAUCCCACCGACCGGUGCUGCCAAGCCCACGACUGCUGCUACAGGAGGGUGAGGGAGGACAAGUGCAGCCCAUUGAUCACCCCGUACACCUUCGCCACUGAUGACGGACACAUCACCUGCAGUAACACGCAGAGCUGGUGUGAGAGAGAGACUUGCCUGUGUGACAAGGCAGUGGCCUUGUGCUUCGCGAGUACUCUGCCUUCGUACAGUCAUUCCUACCGCUUCUACUUCAAGCUGAAAUGCCGAGGAGACAAGCUCCAGUGCUGAGGAAGGGGAAUCUGCACACAGAGCUCCAGAUUUGUCUGGUUUCCCCCACUGCUGUGGCAAGAAAAGCCUGGGGUAGGGGCUGAGCAGAAGCAGAGCCCACGAGGUUCCCUGCGAGGUGUUCAGGGUGAGGAAGGACACAUAUCAUGAAUGGAGACCCCCCAGUUCUCAGAAAGACACACCAACGUCCUCUUUUUUGUCCCUUCCUCCUCCCUUGAUUUCAUUUCCCAGCAAAGAUAAUAAAGACCUACAAUAAAAGGAA
Chiroxiphia lanceolata (lance-tailed manakin) is the source of this 1230-nucleotide messenger RNA. RefSeq names its product phospholipase A2, membrane associated-like. Gene Ontology annotation, biological process: phospholipid metabolic process; negative regulation of T cell proliferation; arachidonate secretion. Gene Ontology annotation, molecular function: phospholipid binding; calcium ion binding. The coding region runs from base 537 to 971 and encodes 144 amino acids. The record is from RefSeq and is a predicted model, not a curated record. NCBI's taxonomy places the organism in Eukaryota, Metazoa, Chordata, Aves, Passeriformes, Pipridae. The transcript is spliced from 6 exons.